AAGGGCCAAGGCGGGGCGGGGCUGCAGUUCCUUUCGGGCCUCGCCAGUCUCGCAGCGCCAGUCGAAGUCGCCGCGGAGCUGUCGAGGCGACGAACCCACACCUACCGCCUCAGCCCGGACCACCGAAAGCCCCGCCGCCUCCGCCUCCUCUUCCUUCUGUUCGCCUCCUCAACCGCCCGGCGCCAUGGCCUCUGGGGUCACCGUCUGUGACAAAGUCAUUCAGGUAUUCAACGACAUGAAGGUGCGCAAACAUGCCCCCCAGGAGGAGCAGAAGAAGCGCAAGAAGGCUGUCAUCUUCUGCCUGAGCGAGGACAAGAAGAAGAUCAUCCUGGAGCCCGGCAGGGAGAUCCUGGUGGGCGAGUUGGGAGACACCGUUGAUGACCCCUACCUGCACUUCGUCGGUAUGCUGCCCCCCAGCGACUGCCGCUAUGCCCUCUAUGACGCCACCUACGAAACCAAGGAGAGCAAAAAGGAAGAUCUGGUCUUCCUCUUCUGGUGA
Messenger RNA from Notechis scutatus (mainland tiger snake), 499 nucleotides. The record is from RefSeq and is a predicted model, not a curated record. NCBI's taxonomy places the organism in Eukaryota, Metazoa, Chordata, Lepidosauria, Squamata, Elapidae.